GGUAAUGUUGGAGAUCUAAGAUGAUGAAGUUCCUGCAGACAUGGUUGCUGAAGAAUCUGGUCCUGGAGCUCAAAAUAGUCCCUAUCAACUACGAAGAAAGUCCCUGUUGUCCAAGCGGACUGCUUGCCCAGGAAAGAGCCCCAUGGAGGGAGCCUCUACUUCAGCCACAGAAACCUUUGGGCCUCGAGCCAAGAGGCCCCGGAUCUCAGGGAAAUCUCUGGAUCUGCCAGCUGCUCCAGCUGAGCAGUACCUCCAGGAGAAGCUGCCCGAUGAGGUGGUCCUGAAGAUCUUCUCCUACCUGUUGGAGCAGGACCUCUGUCAGGCAGCACGUGUGUGCAAGCGCUUCAGUGAACUGGCCAAUGACCCCAUCCUCUGGAAGAGACUUUACAUGGAGGUAUUUGAGUACACACGCCCCAUGAUGCACCCUGAGCCUGGAAAGUUCUACCAGAUCAAUCCUGAGGAGUAUGAGCAGUCAAACCCCUGGAAAGAGAGCUUUCAGCAGCCGUGCAAGGGAGCUCAUGUGAAGCCUGGCUUUGCUGAGCAUUUCUACAGCAACCCUGCCAGGUACAAAGGACGGGAGAACAUGUUGUACUACGACACCAUCGAAGAUGCUCUUGGUGGCGUACAGGAAGCUCGUUUUGAGGGGCUUAUAUUUGUCCACUCUGGGAUUUACAAUGACGAGUGGAUCUACAUCGAGUCACCCAUUACCAUGAUUGGCGCUGCACCUGGGAAGGUAGCGGAUAAGGUGAUUAUUGAGAACACCCGGGACUCCACAUUCGUAUUCAUGGAAGGAUCUGAGGAUGCCUAUGUGGGCUACAUGACUAUUAGGUUCAACCCUGAUGACAAGUCUGCCCAACACCACAAUGUCCACCACUGUUUAGAGAUCACUGUAAACUGCAGCCCGAUUAUAGAUUACUGUGUCAUACGGAGCACAUGUACAGUGGGUUCCGCAGUAUGUGUAAGUGGUCAGGGCGCCUGUCCCACUAUCAAGCACUGCAACAUCAGCGACUGUGAGAACGUGGGACUUUACAUCACAGACUAUGCACAGGGUGUAUAUGAGGACAAUGAGAUCUCCAACAAUGCUCUGGCAGGCAUCUUGGUGAAAAACCAUGGCAACCCCAUCAUCCGACGAAACCACAUUCAUCAUGGAAGGGAUGUUGGAGUGUUCACCUUCGACCAUGGCAUGGGCUACUUCGAGAGCUGCAACAUCCACCGGAAUCGUAUCGCUGGCUUUGAGGUGAAGGCUUACGCAAACCCCACAGUGGUGCGCUGUGAGAUCCACCAUGGACAGACAGGGGGCAUCUAUGUGCAUGAAAAGGGUCGUGGCCAGUUCAUCGACAAUAAGAUCUAUGCGAAUAACUUUGCUGGAGUCUGGAUCACAUCUAACAGUGACCCCACUAUCAGGGGAAAUGCCAUCUACAAUGGCAACCAAGGUGGUGUUUACAUAUUUGGAGAUGGGCGGGGCCUCAUCGAAGGGAACGACAUCCACGGCAACGCCUUGGCAGGGAUCCAGAUCCGGACCAACAGCUGCCCUAUCGUUCGACAGAACAAAAUCCAUGAUGGGCAGCAUGGAGGCAUCUAUGUACACGAAAAGGGUCAGGGUGUAAUCGAGGAGAAUGAAGUGUACAGUAACACCCUGGCGGGUGUGUGGGUGACCACCGGAAGCACACCGGUUCUGCGGCGGAACCGGAUACACAGCGGAAAGCAGGUUGGAGUAUAUUUUUAUGACAAUGGACAUGGUGUUCUAGAAGACAAUGACAUCUACAAUCACAUGUACUCUGGUGUUCAGAUCAGAUAACAAGAUAAUGAACAACCAAGAUGCCAUUGAAAAAGCUGUCUCUAGGGGGCAGUGCCUGUAUAAGAUUUCCAGUUACACCAGCUACCCGAUGCACGAUUUUUAUAGGUGUCACACAUGUAAUACCACAGACCGUAAUUCCAUCUGCCUGAACUGCAUCAAGAAGUGCCAUCAAGGACAUGAUGUUGAGUUCAAUCGGCACGACAGGUUUUUCUGUGACUGUGGAGCAGGGACAUUGUCAAACCCAUGCACACUUGCUGGAGAGCCCACACAUGACACAGACACUCUGUAUGACUCUGCCCCUCCUAUAGAGUCCAAUACAUUGCAGCACAACUGAGCUUGACCUCAGCUGUUACCUUUUAAAGGGCCGUGGACUAAACGCACCAAAUGGAUGCUUUGAUCAGUCUGGACCCAAAAAGACUCCAUGUUUAAUGUAUGAUGAUGGAGAAAGAUAUGCACACUAGAAAUAAAAUCUUUAAAAACAUACUAAAAAACUGAAAAGCAAAAGCUGACCCAGCUUCUAAUGGAGAAGUUUAUAUAUUUAAAGAAAACCUUUAAAAGGCUUUCCUGUGUCUGUGGAUGUAAAACUUUUUUUUUCUGUUAAUGCAAACGUUUUGAAGAAAAGAAGAAAUGAACGUCGAAGAGAAGCAAUAUGUUGACUCAGGAUUAUGGAGAGUAAGGGGGCGUGACUUCAGCUGUACUGCCUCUGCAACAUCUGAGAUGCUGCUGUAGGAGGAGCUUAGCUGCAGUCUGGUACCCAGAAACACAAGGAGCCAUAGUCCCUCUCACUGAAGAGGGAUGUCAUCCUGUUCAGUAGGCUGGGCGCUGCCCAUACAGCCACCUUGGCAACUGUUUCUAGACAGCAGUGGUGCUGGUAAAUGUUUGGUGAAGGAACAAAAGGUGAUCUAGCACUUCAGCUUUUUUUAAUGCCAUUCUGAUUGUCACAUGAUUUUAAUGCUUUCCCACAUAGUUUUGU
Messenger RNA from Brienomyrus brachyistius, 2771 nucleotides. RefSeq names its product F-box only protein 11-like. Bases 41 to 1798 code for a protein of 585 amino acids. Gene Ontology annotation, biological process: ubiquitin-dependent protein catabolic process; protein ubiquitination; regulation of apoptotic process. Gene Ontology annotation, molecular function: protein binding. The transcript is spliced from 18 exons. The record is from RefSeq and is a predicted model, not a curated record. NCBI's taxonomy places the organism in Eukaryota, Metazoa, Chordata, Actinopteri, Osteoglossiformes, Mormyridae.